Molecule: messenger RNA, 825 nt
Organism: Aspergillus luchuensis
Lineage: Eukaryota; Fungi; Ascomycota; Eurotiomycetes; Eurotiales; Aspergillaceae
Product: enoyl-CoA hydratase/isomerase family protein
Exons: 2
Coding region: 1-825 (274 amino acids)
Biological process (GO): fatty acid beta-oxidation
Cellular component (GO): peroxisome
Molecular function (GO): delta(3)-delta(2)-enoyl-CoA isomerase activity; enoyl-CoA hydratase activity
Source: RefSeq, a predicted model, not a curated record
AUGUCCACCACCACAUCUCCGCUCUUCACCCUCCCCAUUCCUUCCACCUCCGGCUCCAUCACCUGCACCAACCCAUCCCCCGACCAGCCGACAAUCUACCUCCUCACUUUCACCUCACCCCCAGAUAACCGUCUCACCCCGACCUUUAUCGACACCUUUCUCCUGGCCCUCGACAUCAUCGAACACCGCUACCAAAAGGGUGUUUUAAUCACCACCAGCGGGAUUCCCAAAUUCUACAGCAAUGGACUAGAUCUCGAACUUGCGCAAACCACAGAGGGGUUUUUGGAUAAAUGGCUGUGGAAGUUAUUCCGUCGACUGUUAACCUACCCCAUGCCCACCAUCUCCCUCCUAAACGGCCACGCCUUCGCCGGCGGCUUCAUGCUCGCCAUGUACCACGACUACCGGAUCCAGAACCCGAGUAAGGGCUUUCUAUGCAUCAACGAGCUCGAAUUCGGGGUGCCGUUGCAAGCGCCCAUGAUGCAUGUCUUCCGGGAGAAGUUGACGCCGAAUGUGUGUCGGGAUGUUGUGCUCGAGGCGAAGAGGUUCCCUGGGCCGGAGGCGCUGCGCGUGGGCAUUGUGGAUGGUCUCGGGGGUGUGGAGGAGACGGUGAAGUUCGUGAAGGAGAGGAAGUUGGUGUUGAUGCCCAAGACGGAGAUUUACGGGGUGAUGAAGGAGGAGAUGUAUCGGAGGUUGUUGGGGGUGGUGGAUGAUCAUUCGGGGAAUUUGGAGUGGAGGGAGCGGGUGGAGGAGAGGAAGGGCGAGAUGGAGGAUGUUGGGAGGAAGAGUGUGGAGGUUUGGGAGGGGAGGAAGGGGGCGAAGUUGUGA